Messenger RNA from Musa acuminata subsp. malaccensis (wild Malaysian banana), 1026 nucleotides. RefSeq lists its product as uncharacterized. NCBI's taxonomy places the organism in Eukaryota, Viridiplantae, Streptophyta, Magnoliopsida, Zingiberales, Musaceae. The record is from RefSeq and is a predicted model, not a curated record.
AUGGCUUCGUCGUCUCCUGUCAACCGUCCAGCCCACCCCCUCCCCGCCGCUUUGCCUCCCGUCGGCGCGUCGAAAGCACAAGCUGCCUUGGCCAAGAUCAUAGCCAUCAUCUCCACCGUUCCUCCUCGCCUUCCCGAGGCAGACGCCCUCCGCCAUGGCGGCGAUCCCGAGGCGGCGGGUCGGACGACGACGCCCGCGGGGCAGCUUGGUUUCGGCGUCGAUCUGAAGCUCAGGUUGGGCCUGGCGACGGAGAUUAGAGGAGGAUCGGCCGAGGGAGAUGGCCCCACGGAGCAGAGUGGCGUCGUGGACGCCCCCGCGUCGGCGGAGCCCUGCCGCAACGUGCGGGCCGUGGAGGAGGUGGCCCCCGUAGGAGUGUCGGGAGCGGCGGCCGAGCGCUCGUUGUCGCCCGCGGUGUCCGUCGCUGGCGGCGGCGACGCUUUGGCUUCUGAGAAGAGCUCGGAGGGCGAAUGCGAUCCCCAGGAGGAGAACGGAGGAGAGAGCCGCAACGAGGCCGCAGAAGACGACGCUGAGGAAAAGGCUUCUGCAGAACAAAAGGAAACGGACGGAAGCGGCGGAGCGGAAGCGGGGACCACUACCACCACCGCUAUCGCCACCAGCAGCAGCAGCAGCAGAGGCCGCAGAAGCGACGGUUGCUUGGACUUGCUCCUGGAGGCCGUCCGGCAGGUCUCGGGCGGCCUCUUCGACGACGACGGGCCGGAAGCAGAGAAGGUCGAGGCUACCGCGGCCUCGGAGGAGGCGCCCGCGCCGUCCGAGAUGACGGCGAAGAGGUCCGCGGUCGGCGACGGCGGGGGGAAGAAGCGGAGGGAGACGGACGAGUGGUGGAUACCGCUGGAUCUCUACGAGGAAGAGACAGCCCCGAUCGUGCGGUCGAAGCGGGGGAGGAGCCAGGCGCUGCCGUCGAGGUACCGCGACUCGAUCCUCGACCCGUGGAGGAAGCCGCCCGCGCUCUCCCGCAACUCCACCGGGCGUCGCGGUCACGAAAGGGCACCGGCCGCCACCCGGUGA